Molecule: messenger RNA, 2557 nt
Organism: Athene cunicularia (burrowing owl)
Lineage: Eukaryota; Metazoa; Chordata; Aves; Strigiformes; Strigidae
Gene: SLC60A1
Product: major facilitator superfamily domain containing 4A
Exons: 10
Coding region: 39-1475 (478 amino acids)
Source: RefSeq, a predicted model, not a curated record
GAACCGGGGGGGGAGCCGCAUCGCCGCGGCCGCCCAGGAUGUGGUGGGACGAGCGGGUGUCGGCGCGGUUCCGGAGGAACCUGCAGCCCACCCUGACCUACUGGAGCGUCUUCUUCAGCUUCGGCCUCUGCAUCGCUUUCCUGGGGCCCACGCUGCUGGACCUGCGCUGCCAGACCCAGAGCUCCCUUUCCCAGAUCACCUGUGUCUUCUUCUCCCAGCAGUUCUGCCUCCUGCUCGGCAGCUGCCUCGGAGGGGUCUUCAAGAGGACGUUGGCUCAGUCCUUGUUUGCCCUCUUUGCCUCAUCACUGGCAAUCUCCUUGGUCUUUGCCAUCAUCCCUCUGUGCCACAAUGUGGUGGUCCUGGCUGUGGUCAUGGCUGUGGCAGGACUGGCCAUGGGUUGCAUCGACACCAUCUCCAACAUGCAGCUGGUGAAGAUCUACCAGAAGGACUCGGCCAUCUUCCUGCAGGCCCUUCAUUUCUUCGUGGGCUUUGGAGCGCUGCUAAGCCCCCUGAUAGCUGACCCCUUCCUCUCGGACACCAACUGCAUCCUCUCAAACUCCACAGCCAACGCCUCCAGCAACCUCCCUCACAUCCGCAAGUCCCUGGUCCCGCACCAUCCGGGCAACCUGUCUCAUUACGACCUACCGAUGAAAGGCAUGGUGGUCACACGUGUUUCCUACGCCUUCUGGAUCAUGGCCCUCAUCAACCUGGCGAUGGAGACGCGGCCCGCGGAGAAGGACGAUCUCUCCACCACAGUGCAGAGACCCCACGCAGCAGGAGGUCAUGAUGACUUAUUUAGCUGCUGCCAAAGCAAAAACUUCAGAGGGGCUUCUUACACCUACUUCGCAGUCCACAUCACUGGGGCUCUUGUUCUCUUCAUGACUGAUGGGAUUGUGGGAGAGUACUCGGGCUUCAUUUACAGCUACGCAGUGGAAGAGCCCCUCUCCGUGGUCCAUAAAGUGGCCGGCUACUUGCCCAGCCUCUUCUGGGGCUUCAUCACGUUGGGCAGGCUCAUCUCCAUCCCGGUGUCCUACCGCAUGAAGCCAGCAACUAUGGUCUUCAUCAAUGUGGUUGGAGUCCUGAUGAGCUUCCUCCUGCUCCUGAUUUUCUCCCGCAGCGUUGUUUUCCUGUUUGUGGGGACAGCAUCUCUGGGCCUGUUCCUCAGCAGCACGUUCCCCAGCAUGCUGGCCUACACCGAGGACAUCCUGCAGUACAAAGGCUGUGCCACAACCGUGUUAGUGACCGGAGCUGGAAUUGGAGAGAUGGUGCUCCAGUUACUGGUGGGAUCGAUUAUACAUGAUCAGGGCAGCUACAGUUUCCUGGUCUGUGGGAUGAUCUUUGGAGGCUUGGCCUUUACCUUCUACGCUUUCCUCUUGUUUUUCCACAGGAUGUACCCCAAGCCCUCAUCAGAUGUGGAUGAUGCUUCACCUGCCAAACCAGCAGUGACAGAUGACACCGGGCAGUAUCAGCGCUAAAGAAGUGGCCAAGCUCUAGACAAGCAAUAAACCGACACACAAUUAAGAAUUACUAUUGAGGAUGAUUUCACAUUUAAUGACUGAAUCAUGCAAGUUUUCUGCAAUCAAAAGCACAUUAGAUUGGGUAAGUCAGAAUCAAGAAAACAUCCUAAAACACUGCAUUGAGCUAAGCACAAGUUGCCCGUGUCAUGAAAAAAAAAGAUGACUAUAAGCAUCAGGCAGACCCGGUGCCUGAAAGGCUACAGGCUGUGGCAGGGAUGAUGGGAGAACAGUUACUCCUGCAGAUGAACUUCCUUAUCGAUUCAGGACGGAGAGGGGGCAGGAAGAGGUUCUCUCUCCUCUGUAUGUAAGACUGAACAGCUCCUGGCCUAAUCCUUGAAUUUAACAGAUUAUUUUUUUUUUUUUCCUCUCGGCCUCUUAACGUGCAGAGCCCCUACAAUUUACAGCACAAUACCGGAUUCGGCUUCUUUUUUGUGCAACACCUAACUCGAGUCUGUCACCUCCACACACAAUUCCGAAGGGGAAAAAAUGAGGCGAUGGGUAGAACCCACCAGGGCGCAGCGGUAGCAGGACCUCUCUCUCUCUUUGCACAGUUGAUUCCUGUACAAUACACAGCAUCAGCUAUGUUCUCUAAGACAGUGUCUUAUUCAGCAUGCUAGGGUCUCUUGAUUAUUAAAAUCAUUAGCUUUUUUUUUUUUUGAGUCAAGAAUGAGUUGCGAUGGUUUGUUUUUGCUUUGAGUCACUAGUUUUAGCUGCUACGGUUGCAGUGUCUCUUAGGGUGGUUUUAUUUCUAGCUUCCAGUUGAAGCUUAAACAGAGGUAUUUGGGAGCCAGCCUCCAGCUGCUUAACCUGUGCAAUACUUAUUAUACCAGGUGCCUUCCGUAAGGUACUCUCAUUCCCCACGCAUGACCUGUUACAAGCUAUGAAGAAAGGACUGGCUUUAGAAGAGUGUAAAGCUACGUACAUCUAUUUCUUCAGUGAGUGAUUGGACAUGUACUUUUUGCUUUAACUGCUGUAUGUGGAUGUACAUAUGUACGUGUGUAUAUAAAGCAGUGUUUAAUUAAAGGUGAUUGAUUGCUAGA